Molecule: messenger RNA, 540 nt
Organism: Microsporum canis CBS 113480
Lineage: Eukaryota; Fungi; Ascomycota; Eurotiomycetes; Onygenales; Arthrodermataceae
Product: rRNA processing protein Rrp17
Exons: 2
Coding region: 1-540 (179 amino acids)
Cellular component (GO): nucleolus
Molecular function (GO): RNA binding
Source: RefSeq, a predicted model, not a curated record
AUGCGCCCACCUACCAAAAAGAGGAAGAUUGCUGCACCUGCACGCAUAGAGGAAAUAUCAUUCAACCCAGAAUCCCGCAAAGAGUACUUGACAGGAUUCCACAAGCGAAAAGUACAGCGCGCCAAACGAUCAGACAAUUCCGAGCAAGAAGAAGGCGAUGAGGAAGAGUGGAAUGGGAUCGUCGAACCUCCACCAGUUGACUAUGAAGCGGAAUAUAUCGACGAGGAUAAAUAUACUACUGUGACGGUGGAGGAGAUAGAAGCUACGAAGGGUGGACUAGUUACGCGAAGGGAUGGGGCGGAGAAGUCUACGGAUACGGAUGAGGAGGGCGGGGAGGAGGGAGCUCAAGUGACAAAUGGUGCAAAGCCGAAACAAAAGACAUCACGGGCGAAGGAUAACCCAAAUAAAGAUAUCAAGAAGAAACGGAAGCGGAAGCGGGACUUUAAGUAUGAGAGUCCGCUGGAGAGGAAGAUGAACAGGGCCAAGGAGCGUGGGAGGAAGAAGAAACAGGCCGAGGCGAGAAAAGCGAAGAAGGGAUGA